Rangifer tarandus platyrhynchus (Svalbard reindeer) is the source of this 2715-nucleotide messenger RNA. The record is from the annotation of a GenBank genome assembly. Lineage: Eukaryota; Metazoa; Chordata; Mammalia; Artiodactyla; Cervidae.
AUGCUCAUCCAAGGCCCAGGCCCUUCUCAGGCCCGCCCGGCCCGGGAGACGGUCAGCCACAUGGCCCCCGGACAGCACGGUCCCUCCAGGGAGCACUACGGUGACCCACCAGACGGGAUUGCCAUCACGGCCACGCGGGGCAGCGGGGAGACCGAGACAAAGCGCGCCCCCAAGGCCCUGGGAGCGGGGAGGGCGUGCCAGCCCGGCUCCCUCGCUGCCCGGGCACCGGCCCUCCGGUGGGUGUGGGCGGAGCACCUGCUGGACCGGCUCCACCUCACCAAGGCCCUGCGGGUCCCGCCCUCCCUGCACGGCCCCUCGGGGCUGACCAGGAUUCAGGUCCCUGGAGGGCCGGCCCGGGGGCCCCUCACCCCCUGCGGCACAGCCCCGCGCCCACCAGCCUCCCAGCGCUGGCCCCCCAGCCAGGCCGGCCGGGUGGGCGUGUCGCAGGGCGAGGGCCAGCUCCCCAGGAGCGGAGGGCUACAAACCCGGGCACUUACACGGGGUGAGCUGCUGGGGGCGGGGGCGGGGGCGGGGGCUCGUUCUGGGCAGAGGAGACGAGGCCAGCAGCGGGUGGAUCUGCCCGACGGUCGGAGCUGUUCUUGGAACUUCUGCAGAGGGGCCUCGACCCCCGCCGUCUCCGGGCCGAGCACACCUGCCCAACCACGGGUUCCGCCGGUGCGGAUCCGCUGGGAGUCGCGGGGCAGGGAGACGAGGGCGGGGGGCCCUUCGUCCCGUCAUCGGCUGGCGCGGCAGCCCUCGGGCUCAGCUGGCCGUCUCUCUGCCACGCUGGACGCCGCAGCGGUCGUGUCCCCUACCCGAGGACGUGACAUGGGCGUGGUCCAGCGAGAUGCGGAUGCGGGUCAGGAAGCAGAUUCAGCACUUCCGUGUGCCCCGGCCUGGCGGGGGCUCCUCCCCGUGUUUUCUCCCGCGCCCCGCGCCCCCCCCCCCCCCGGCACGGGCCAGCUCCCCGUGUACAUGCAGGACAGUUUCGAGGCCUCGCUGACCCAGAAGGGGUCCCCCCUCCCACCAUCCCCAUCACUGCUGGGUCGGAGCUUCCGCCAGGACCCGCACCGGAAAGGUCACCGUGUCUCCAGCUGCCAGCUUUGCGUGACCAGCCGUUUGGUCCCGCACUUCGUCGUCCACGUGUGGACAGCCAGGUGUGGACAGCCAUCCAAGUGUGGACAGCCGUCGUCCACACUUCGCAGGCCAGGCUCCACCAAUGUCGUGCUCGGGGCAUCACGCGUGUUCACCCCGAUGAGAGCCCGUCACCACCACCUCCAGACGGCUCUGUGCUCCCGCCGGAAGUCUGUGCGCAGUCCUGACCCCGCGGCUGCCUCUCACACGCUGAGGGUCUCAGAGGCUCUGGCCAGCCAGUGGGUACGAGACAGACCCUGCGACCUGGCUAGCAGGGUCCUGGUCCGAGGGGCUGACCCCUCCUCUGAGACGUGGCCGCUGAGUCACAGAAGGUCGACGCACUCGCCAAAGGGAGCAGAACCCGACGUCGGGAGUGGAAGAGAUGUCAGGCCUCACGGAGACUGCAGGGGCGCCCAGAGAAAGGGCAUGGCACCCCCGGGGCCCCGGCUCCUCCCCGGAAGUGACCCCUCAGCCCUGGAAAGCCUCAGAUGCUGCUGCAGCCCACUCAGCUUGCAGAGCGGCUACAGGCGGUCGGUGCCACCAGGAGGGGGUGGGAAGAGCUCGCGCGCAGCAGGGUCAGAUGGCGCGUCAGCGAUACUUGACGAGCCCUGCCCCCGGGGGGACUGGGCCACGCGGGGGAGCCAGAGCAUGCACCGGGAACAAAACCCAAGGGGGUGCGGGGUGAGGCCCGUCAGGCGGCCGGGGCAGCAGAGAGGAGCCAAGCGCACGGCGCCCACUGCGAAGGCGUCAGAAGAGCAGAGGCGCUGCGGGAGCCCAGGAGGCCCCCCCAAGGCCGCGGCCCCGCUCCCUCCCUGCUCCGGCCCCGGGGCUCCGCUGCUGUUCACAGCCACGCGGGCGCUGGCCCGAGACGCUGCCGCCGGACCAUGGCGGGGCUCACAGCAGGCGAUCAGUGAACCCCGCCCCGUGCGCUGGACAGACAUCAUCUGCGUUCCACACUCGGGGCUCGGCAGCGCCGUGGUCCCCCCGGUUCGGGCACUGAGCCAGGGCCGAGGACACGGAGACCGAGAUGGCCCAGAGGCCAACCAUGACCUUGAUCGCGAAGUCCUCCAGGUGGGUGACGUGGGCAUGGAAACAGACACGGCCCAUGGAGGCUCAGAGCGUGUGGUGGAUGUGGAAGCCUCGGGAGUGGCCCGGCCCAGUCCCAGGGGGCAGGCUGCUGAGCAUGGCGGGCACCCUCAGACCCCACGCUCCUCAUCCAUCCCGCUCUCCGCGCCCGCUCACCCACCGGAGGCCAUCCCUCCAAAGAGCUGGAGAGCUGGAAGGGGCGGCAGGGGCGGACAAACAACGGCAGAGACAACUGCCCGCCGCAGAGACCCAGGCCGGGGCUCAGCAGACAGCGGCUCGGGCCGAGCGCUCAGAGCCCGCGUGCGGGUGGACGGGGAGGCCCUCCAGGCCGGCCCUGCUCUGCAGCGGCCCCGCUCUGCAUUCGGCCCCUCCAGGCCUGCCCUGCUCUGCAUCGGCCCCUCCAGGCCGGCCCUGCUCUGCAUUCAGCCCGCGUCCCUGAGCUCCGGUCAGCGUGCAAGAGGCCAGCACGACGCAGGCUUUGGAAAGGAUCCUUGA